This is a messenger RNA of Symsagittifera roscoffensis, 1275 nucleotides long. RefSeq lists its product as uncharacterized. The transcript is spliced from 5 exons. Lineage: Eukaryota; Metazoa; Xenacoelomorpha; Acoela; Convolutidae. Bases 100 to 765 code for a protein of 221 amino acids. The record is from RefSeq and is a predicted model, not a curated record.
UGCUGCACGCAUUUUCUAUUCUCUGAAGUUUAAAUUUAACUUCUGAAAUCCAAGUUAACAAAAGCGACAGCAACACGUAAUCAUCUACGACGAAUAGAAAUGGAAAUCAAUCGGCUUUCGGCUCUCGUGUUUUGCGUGGCGGUGAUCGCACUGGGACUCGUGGAUGCUGCGGAUCCAGUGUGGUGGAAAACAGUGACCCGCAAUCCUGCUACGUGCAAAAAGAAACUGGGCUUCCUUUAUUUGGACGAGUUCAAAGAUGUCAAUUUGGAAAUAUCGAAAACAUGUGCCAUCGUGGAUAAGUUCUGGAACGGCGACAAAAAAGAUGAAGAAAUUGAGUGGUGCAGAAGACUUUAUGCCACACAACACAUCAGCUAUCAAAUUCAAGGACCCAAAUUUCCGGCAGGGACUGAGCUGGAAACUCUGAAAAAAAAUGUGGGACUUCAGGUCAUGGUCGAGAUUAACUGCUUCGCAAACAACGGCAAUUGGCAUCAUGGAGAGGGUAAUUCCUCGUUUAUCCAUUUCUUGUGUAAAAAAGAACUUCUUGAUCCGGAAUUGGUGAAGAAUGACACCCUCGUAGACCUGACAGAACAGGCCGGGGCAGUUACGGACACAUAUUACUUUUACAAGAAUGAAAACGAGGUCCAAGAAGCAAGCAGUAAGUUCUUCGAGUACUGGGUGGUAGAUUCUAGCUUCGGUGUGAAACACGCAGCAGGUAUGGGACUCAUUCUGACAACACUCGUUAGCCGAAUGUUCCUCUCGGAAUAAUUCACCUCUCGUGAACAAAGGAACGAAAGAACUGAACAACUCGCCGCAUCCGAAACUUUCAUGGAAACCGCAUCAUUGAGUGCUUUUGGUGUUAAUGUAAUAAAUCAAUAAACGAACUACUUUUUCUACCGAUAGUAUUAUUAAGUGAAUCUUGUUAACUAUCCCCCUCCCCCCGUAGGUUGUUCCAAACGACGAUGCAUAACCCCAGUUGUAGUAAAAGAAGAAAUUGACAAUAUUUCAACUAAUAAAUGAAAUCGAGAAGGGGGAAUAGGGCGCAUGUCAAAAAUAUCCCCCCUUAAUAGACCAAGUGAACAAUCUCCCCGCUAAAAUUAUUGGGCAAAUUCAAGACAUAAGGCCUGCAUGUACUAUGCUCAAAUCUGAUUGGCUGAAAAACAUUACUCAACCAAGUGAACCCCCCCUAAAUUGAUUAUGGGGAGAUAGUUAACUAGGUUCGGGAAUAGUUAAAAAGAUUAUAUAAGUCUUGUGUCACUGCUGUUUCUAUCUUUAAUC